This is a messenger RNA of Rotaria sp. Silwood1, 447 nucleotides long. The record is from the annotation of a GenBank genome assembly. Lineage: Eukaryota; Metazoa; Rotifera; Eurotatoria; Philodinida; Philodinidae.
AUGGGUAAUAAUGGUAACAAAGAAACGAAAGAAGACAAAACAUACGUGAAUGAUCACCAGCCUAAAUCAUUUGUAUCUAAUACAAUUCAUGAUUCAGAUUCUCAAUAUGAAUCAGAAUCUGAAUUACCAAAAAAGCCUUCACCACCAAAGAAACGACAUGACAAACUGAAGAAUCCAUAUAAUGAACGACCUCUUGAAUUGUCAUGGUUACAACAGAACCAUAGUCAUGAUAAUUAUAAUCGAAUGAAUCAUCGUCAUCAACAUAGUUCCCAGCAUCAUCAUCAUCAUCAUCAUCAUCAUCAACAGCAGCAGCAGCAGCAGCAUCAUCAGCACCAUCAAGAACAUCUGCGUCGAAAACCAUUAGCCAUUAAUAGAUGGCCCAAAGAUGAUGACCAAAUUGAAAAACAAAAAGGAAAAUCUUUCAUUGAAGAAUAUAUUCAUCAAUAA